AUGAUAUUUACGGUUAUUUUUGACAGCCUUCAUAUCUCUUUUGUUAUUUCUUUUCCUUUCUACUUACGUUUUCACUUGUCUUCCAAUAAUAUAGUUUUCUUCUAUAUAUCUUAUUGCUUGGAUUGGCAUUCUUCCCUUUCUAUUUCGAUGGCCUUUUUAUUAAUUUCUUCCUACAUUUCUUCUUCCUUCAAUUCCGCUUUGUCUUCUCUUUCUUUGUCUUUCUUUGUUGAUUUCAUAUUUUCAUUAAAUUAUUUUGUUUUCUUCGCUUUACCUGCAUUUUCUUUCUUUUCUUUUUACAUUUUCUUUCUUUACUCUUUCACUUUUAUUCGUUGCCUUUCCGUCCAUUCUUUCUUUCUUUCUUUCUUUCUUUUCUUUCUUUCUUUCUUUCUUUCUUUUUCUUUCUUUCUUUCCAGUGCAUUUCGAUCAUUAUUCUUGUUCUCUUUCUUUUCCUUUUUUGUCAUAUUUUUUUCAUUUCAUAAAUUUUUCUUUUGGCACUUUAAAGCCGCGCUGCUGCUGAUUCUUCUUCAUGUCAUUGACUUUCUGUCGAGCCACAGAAUCUGUCUUCUCGUCCGAGUGAAUCCAUCUUCUUUGAUUUCUUUUUCCCAGUCAAUGUUCGCAACCAACCUCGCUUUCUCUUUUUACCGUCAACCCCAUCCACAUCUCUCAAUGGCCAAUCCGUGCGGCGUCCCAUUGAAGGCUUCUCUCUAA
Acanthosepion pharaonis is the source of this 708-nucleotide messenger RNA. Lineage: Eukaryota; Metazoa; Mollusca; Cephalopoda; Sepiida; Sepiidae. The record is from the annotation of a GenBank genome assembly.